AUGAAGAUCUGCCUCGAGCGCCUCGUCAACCUCCCCAUGACCGUCCCCACCGCCUGCCUCUACCUCUUGCUCCCCGACUCCAUGCACUCGCACCGGGGGGUCGCGCAGCUGCUCGAAGCUUCCCGGGGGUUUCUGGUGGCGCAUUUCAGGGAUUUGGAGCGCGUGCAUAAAGGGGAGGAGUUUUUGGAGCUGCCGCUGGUGGGCGUGCAGACGCUGCUUGCCAGUGAUGAGCUGAAUGUGUGCGACGAGCUCACGGCGUUUCACGCCAUGGUGGAGUGGCUGAGGCACCACCACGAUGAUCUGGACGACAAGAAGCGGGCAGCCGUGCGACUAGCAGAGCACGUGCGGUUCCCCCUCAUGACGGGCGACGACCUCGAGGACGUGGUGCUCAAGGCACCUGAAGUGGACAGCCCCGAGUGCCAGGCGCUGGUGCGGGAAGCAGCAUGGUUCCAGGCAUACAGCUUGGUGCGGCGCCUGCGCCUCAUGAAUGAGACGGCCGCCACGCACAGGCGCUUCUGGCAGCGCCGCUGGAACCGCAACUCCGUGGGGCACGUGUACUUCGAUAUUCACCUGGAGAGGUUUCAGGCGCUGGCAGUGGCAGCGACGGUGGAGUCUGCCACGUUUGGGAUCGGUGGGAAGCGGUUCUACCUGUCAGCCCGGCACGGCAGGCGGGACGAUGGCACGGAGACGCUAGACAUUUACCUGCACCUGGAGAACAGCCACAGCGUGCAGCCGGAGAUCCAGGUGAGCUUCAUAUUCUACGCCAAGCGGUGGCCCGAGGGCCAAUUCAUCUACCUGCGCGAACGCGAGCAACUGGGGAUCCUGGAGGACGCUGGCAGGGGGCCGGUUGUAGGGGGGUGA
This is a messenger RNA of Closterium sp. NIES-65, 861 nucleotides long. NCBI's taxonomy places the organism in Eukaryota, Viridiplantae, Streptophyta, Zygnematophyceae, Desmidiales, Closteriaceae. The record is from the annotation of a GenBank genome assembly.